CCACUUAAGAGCAGUUUGGCAAGAUUGGUGAUAGCGCCAUGGUUGUUAGUGAUUCUAGUAGUUACAUCUACUUUCACAGCAAGCCUAGCCUCCAUGAUGACUGUCUCCCAUGUCAAACCAUCGGUUUUAGACAUUGAUACGCUGCACAGGAAAAAUGCUAAUGUUGGGUGUGAUGGAAAUUCUUUUAUUGUAAAACAUUUAGUUAAUGUUAUGGAUUUUAAGCCACACAACAUCAAGAAUAUUUCCUCAAUCGAGGACUACCCUCAGGCCUUUGAGAAAGGACACAUUUCAGCAGCUUUCUUUGUUGAACCCCAUGCUAAAGUCUUCCUCGCAAAGUACUGCAAAGGCUAUAUAAAAACAGGACACUUUUUAAAACUCGGAGGUUUUGGCUUUGUUUUUCCAAAGGGCUCGGCUUUGGCCAUUGAUAUUUCAAAGGCAGUCCUUGAAGUAACUGAGAGUGGACAAGUGGAACAUUUAGAGGAAGUCAUGCUCCACUCUUGUAACUGUUCUACUCCAAUCAACUCGGAUGGUGAUUCUAUUGGUCCUGAGCCUUUUUCUAGCCUCUUCAAAAUUUCAGGUGGAAUUGCAGCAUUUGCAUUCUUAAUCACAAUUAUGCAACUAGCGGAUAAAAAUCUGGACAAGUCUAGCUUCUUAUCAACAUUUUUACUAAGUAGAGGAUUUUGGAGAUGGGCUUAUACUUACCUCUCUCAAAGGUCCCAGAAAAACAUCAAUUUCCUUCCAACCUGAAAGUCUAAUAUUAUCCAUACUUCCUACCUCCGUGUGUGUGUAUAUGUAUACAUAUUUGAUUGUGAUUUUCCAGCUAAACGUCCAUAAAUUAACAAUUAAGAAUGUUAGUACGGUAU
This is a messenger RNA of Ziziphus jujuba (common jujube), 863 nucleotides long. Its product is annotated as glutamate receptor 3.1-like. Gene Ontology annotation, molecular function: ligand-gated monoatomic ion channel activity; signaling receptor activity. Bases 94 to 747 code for a protein of 217 amino acids. The transcript has 2 exons. Lineage: Eukaryota; Viridiplantae; Streptophyta; Magnoliopsida; Rosales; Rhamnaceae. Gene Ontology annotation, cellular component: plasma membrane. The record is from RefSeq and is a predicted model, not a curated record.